AUAAUAUGCUAUGCUCCGUCGCGGCUGAACUCCACCACUCCGUACGUCCGUGUCGCCGCAAUUUCAAGCUCAGUUUCGACCCCUAUCACCGGCAUCAUCAUCAUCUUCCCCCUUUUGUCGGAACCACAAAAAUCCUACUAAUUCAUCCAACAUCAACAUCAACCUCGUGAACCAAUGGUAAAAACUAGACAACAAAAAUCCAAACCCAAACCCAAGAAACAACAACAACAACAUCCCCAAGUAAAGAAGCAGGGAAAGCAGGCAGAUAUUUCGCUCGAUGCUUUGGGCCUAAAGAUCAUCAAAGUGACUGCAGAUGGUAAUUGUUUUUUCAGUUAGCAGGGCUCUUGCUGAUCAGUUGGAAGGUAAUGAGGAAGAACAUGGAAAAUAUCGCAGCAUGGUGGUGCAAUAUAUAGUGAUGAACCGUGAAAUGUUUGAACCCUUUAUUGAGGAUGAUGUCCCAUUUGAUGAAUACUGUCAAUCCAUGGAAAAGGAUGGCACAUGGGCUGGGCAUAUGGAACUGCAGGCAGCUUCUCUUGUUACUCACAGAAAUAUAUGCAUACAUCGGAACAUGUCACCUCGCUGGUACAUAAAGAAUUUUGAAGAUAGAGCAGCUCGCAUGGUCCAUUUAUCAUAUCAUGACGAAGAACACUACAACAGUGUAAGAUUGAAAGAAGACCCCUGUAAUGGGCCAGCAAUGCCAAUUAUAAUUAAGGCAGAUGCUGAUAUCUCAGCGUCAUCUAAUCAAGCAAAAGCUGCUGUUAGUAAGAUGAAGGGAGCAGCUGGUAAGGACUGUAUCAAUACAGGAUCAAUGAAAUUAGUAAUGGCUGGAAGUGGUUGUGAAAGUGCGGAAAAAGUUGAACAGGUCUUGUUACAAGUAGAUGGUGACGUUGAUGCUGCUAUAGAGUUUCUGAUAGCAGAACAAGGGGCUGAAGAAUGUACAGCUGCAAAUAAUUCACUUACUUGUCAUGCAAAUGGUUCUUAUGGUAAUGAUGAAAAUGGAAACAGUGAACAGUACAAGGAAGAAAAUGUAGGGAAGACCUGCGAACAGGAUCCAUCUAGUGAUGGCACUAAAACCCUCGGUGGUAACACUCCUCAGCUGGAUGAAAAGAAGAUUCCAAGAAACAAGUUAUGCCCCUGUGGAUCAAAGAAAAAAUACAAGGCUUGUUGUGGAUCUGUCUCAGGGAGGUCCUCGACUAAGAUUAUGGUUAACCAGCCAAUGGAGGCCAGAAAGGGUAGAAAGGAGCGGAAACAGAGCAAUAAGGGAGUAUCUGCUAAAUCCGCGGUAUACUCUGGAUCUGACGGAGGGCCACCUGACAUGGGAGCACUUUGCAUAUGAUCUUAGUAUCAUAUCUUGUACGGGCCAUACAUCGGAUCUUAUUCUAACCUUCUUCCAAUAUGCUUACAACUGUUUGACAACGACUUAUGCUGGCAGCCUCUGGAAAAUGAAUCUGAGUGCUCGGUCAGAUGCUCGUUCUUUAUUCUCAUGAUUUCUUAUCCAUCCAAAUGUUAGCAAGACAAAUAGUUUGUACUUAUCAACUCCCAAGUUUAUUUUUGAGAUUCCUGUAAAUAGUUUUCUUUAGCAAAAUUUGAGAUUAUACAAAUAGAGAAUGAUGGUGAUGAUGAAGAAAAGGAAUUAGAAAUGGGUAUAGAUUCUUGUUCAAAGAUGCAACUAUAUAUAGAUGUUGUUUAACAUUCAAUCCAA
Molecule: messenger RNA, 1702 nt
Organism: Gossypium raimondii (Peruvian cotton)
Lineage: Eukaryota; Viridiplantae; Streptophyta; Magnoliopsida; Malvales; Malvaceae
Product: OVARIAN TUMOR DOMAIN-containing deubiquitinating enzyme 7
Exons: 12
Coding region: 314-1336 (340 amino acids)
Biological process (GO): protein deubiquitination
Molecular function (GO): cysteine-type deubiquitinase activity
Source: RefSeq, a predicted model, not a curated record